This is a messenger RNA of Sorex fumeus (smoky shrew), 4551 nucleotides long. It is a transcript of the gene RIT1, whose product is annotated as Ras like without CAAX 1. NCBI's taxonomy places the organism in Eukaryota, Metazoa, Chordata, Mammalia, Eulipotyphla, Soricidae. Gene Ontology annotation, biological process: Ras protein signal transduction. The coding region runs from base 68 to 724 and encodes 218 amino acids. Gene Ontology annotation, molecular function: GTPase activity; calmodulin binding; GTP binding. Gene Ontology annotation, cellular component: plasma membrane. The transcript is spliced from 5 exons. The record is from RefSeq and is a predicted model, not a curated record.
GACUCCCUCUUCUCUGCCGGCUCCUUAGGUGGCUUUCCUGGAGCAGCCGAGGAGGGUCCCCGCGACGAUGGACGCUGGAGGGCGCCCCGCGGGGGGCUGCAGCGGCCCCGCGGGGCAGUCCCGGGAGUACAAGCUGGUGAUGCUGGGGGCCGGCGGCGUGGGCAAGAGCGCCAUGACCAUGCAGUUCAUCAGCCACCGCUUCCCGGAAGACCACGACCCCACCAUCGAAGAUGCUUAUAAAAUCCGGAUUCGUAUUGACGAUGAGCCUGCCAAUCUGGACAUUUUGGACACAGCCGGACAGGCAGAGUUUACUGCCAUGCGGGAUCAGUACAUGAGGGCUGGAGAAGGGUUCAUCAUUUGUUACUCGAUCACCGACCGUCGAAGUUUCCAUGAAGUUCGGGAAUUCAAACAGCUUAUUUAUCGAGUUCGACGGACUGAUGAUACGCCCGUGGUUCUUGUGGGAAAUAAGUCUGACCUAAAUCUACUGAGACAGGUCAGCAAAGAAGAAGGCCUGGCUCUGGCACAGGAGUUCAGCUGUCCCUUCUUUGAGACGUCGGCUGCCUACCGCUACUACAUCGAUGACGUGUUCCAUGCCCUGGUGCGGGAGAUCCGCAGGAAAGAAAAGGAAACUGUCCUGGCCCUGGAGAAGAAAUCGAAACCUAAGAGCAGCGUGUGGAAGAGGCUGAAGUCACCGUUCCGGAAGAAGAAAGACUCAGUGACCUGAGGGAGGCCAGCCACCGUGUUCCUGGGCUGCUGGGCUGUCCCAGGGCUUGCAGUGACCGUGGCCGUGGGCCAAGCUUGUUCUCCUUCCUAUCAGGACUGCCAAAGGGGGCAAGUGUCCCCGGAGCGUCAGUGCUGUGGUAUUUCACGUGUUCUCGAUUAGCUGAUUGUGAUGCAUUAACCCAGAGAAGCGCCAUCUCCUUGCAAGAUGUCGUUAAUAGAAUUAUGAUUUGCCAACAUUCUGGGGGGUGCUGUUGCUGACUGUCACUCCACGUUUGUUGUUCUUUCCCAGGGGGGACUCUAUUCCAAACUCAAAAAAGGAAUUGUGGCCAUGCAUCACUCCAUUCGUCUCUUGCAGCCUCAGUGUUUUGGGAUUUGUCCCCAACCAGAAAUCCAAAUCUCUCUUCGUCCCUCCCCCUGUGCUUCCUUGAGAGACCGAAACACCAAUAGGAAAUGCACAUCAAAUACUUCAGCCAGGACAUGUGGAACAAACUGACUUUGGUUGCAUGUUCUUCAGUGAUUCGAACUGUUGCCUUCAGGUGAUGCGUUUGCAAGAACUUGUUAGAAAACAGGAGUCUGCGGGUUGUGUUCUCAGGAGUGUUUUCUGAGAGGGCCCCCGUUCAACCCAGAUGCACUGGGCAGUGUAAGGACACAGAACCAUGUAAACCUAGUGCUUUCUCCCCUGAGCUGGUCUCCUGCUGUUGACAUGAAGUUGCCCCUUAUUGGGCGGGGUCUGCCUGGCAGUGCUCUGGAUCACCAACGCCACAGCUGGCAGUGUCAGAAAAGGCCAUGGGGUGCAGAUUUCCCUGGCCAUGAGUGCCAGCCACUGGAGCUAUUUCCCUGGUCUGGUUUCACCUUUUCUUUCUUUCUUGAGAAGUGGGGUAAGUGUUUUGGACCCAGUUGUGCUGGGGCUGACUCCAGCUUGGUGUUGGUGUGGGCAAGUUUGGACCACACCCAGCUGUGCUUAGAAGGCUAAGCUGGUCACUGAGCCCGGAGUCUCACGGGCAAGACCAGUGCUCAGCCACUGAGCCAUCUCCCUGAAUCGCUCUUGCCCUCUUUUGCCUUCAGACCCCGUGAGAACCAGCAUUGAAACCAAGCUCUCAAAACCGAACCUCGGACUGAGACAGCCUGUGUCUUCGGUGGUUGGGAGGUUUCCCCUUGGGGAAUGCUCGCUCUGUAAGGUCGGAGCACUUGCUCCAGGCGCUUCCCCCUGGCCUCUCAGCAGAACUCCAUCUGCCAGAAAGGGCAUCAGUCCCCUGCUGAGACCAGCCGCACUUCCAACAUAAGCAGUGUGGUUUGUGAAACUGCCCCGUGACAAUCAGUGAUCUCAGGAAACCUGUGGCAUUUCUGUGUAACACACCCCUCCUAGAGCUUUAAAACUACAGUGUUGAGUUUCUCAAGAAGAGAGUCUCUGGCAGCCGCUAAAUUCCUCUCAGGCCUGUCAGAGCCUCAGCCAGGUUUGCCCUGAGAACACAUCCCAGUAUCUCACUUGGGUACUGGGGCAGAGUUGAGGAACUGCUGUACUGGGAAGAAAGAGCCUGAAAGGCUGGUGGGGAGGGGCCCUCCGGCAUAUAGCACAGCAGGACAGGCGCUUGCCUUGCCUGUGGCCAGUAUGGGUUCAAUCCCUGGCAUUGCAGAUGGCCCCCGCAGGAGUGAUCCUUGAGCACCGCCAAGUGUGGCCCAAGAACCAAAAAAAAUAUGUUGGUGGUGACUGUUUUCGAAUGAGGAUUCUGUUGCUGUCUGUGUUCUGGGUAGGGAUAAAAUGCACAGUGUAAGACUAUGGCGGCAGAUAGCAUUAAAUUCUACAGAACUACCAUUUGUGUCCAUCAUUGUGGGGAAAACCUGAAGGGAUAGGCCGUUGGCCCUGCAUGCAGAAACCCUGAGUUCAGUCCUUAGCCAUGCAUAUGAACCCCCGAGCCAACUAAGGUAAAUCUCCCUCUCCCACCACCAAAUAAGACGCAUGGCUUUGUGUAGCAUUUUAAAAAGCACAGUUCAGCUGACUCUCUUUUGUUCCUGGUGGAAGGAUAGGAUUGUUUCCUUAUAGCCUGUUUUGGGAGCACUUUCUCAGAGUGGCCACCCUGGGAGGGAGGGUUCAGGAAUGGUAGGGUGGGGGGCUGUAUUAGGAGACCUAAAUGGAAACGGUAGGCCCAGGAAGCCGAAGAACCUCUGGUGAGGGACUGGUGCGAUAGUACAGUGUGUAGGGCGUUUGCCUUCCACGAUCUCCAGCAUCCCAUAUGGUCCCCUGAGCAUCACUGGGUGUGACCCAAAAAGUGAAAAGAAAAAAAAAAAGGACCUCUGCUUAAAUACAUUUUAACACCAGCACACACCACGGGUGCCUCACAAGACUGUGGUGUAAUGCAAAUUGCAAGGCUGGCAUCAGCCUGUUAAAGAUGAUGUUCUAACUUGAUUAUUUUAGCUUGAUUGUUUUACCUGGAGAACCCCAUAGAAAAGUUUAACAAGUCAUGUUUUAUGGGAUUAAGGUAUCCCUAGAAUAAGACUCAGAAUUUGAAUCUCUGCAGGACAGAAGUAGCACUGUGGGGAGUGAAAAGGAAAUACUGUGCAUGGGCCGGAGAGAUUUUGUUUUUCUUUUUGGGCCACACCCAGCAGUGCUCAGGGGUUACUCUUGGCUCUGCACUCAGGAAUUACUCCUGACAGUGCUUGGGAUGCUGGGAAUUGAACCCUAGUCAGCUGCAUGCAAGGCAAAUGUCCUCCCUACCUGCUGUACUAUCGUUCUGACCCCAAGAUUUUGUAUAUAUUUUUUUCAAAAAUUGGGGCUGGAGUGAUGGGGAUGGAGUGAGUAGGGCACUUGCCUUAAAUACUGCCAGCCUGGGUUCAAUUCCUACCACCCAUAUGGUUCCCCAAACCCUACCAGGAAUGAUCCCUGAGUGCAGAGGCCAGAGUAAGCCCUGAGGAUCUCCAGAUGUGACCAGAAAAACCAAAAAAUAAACUCUAAUUUAUGGGGCCAGAGAAAUAGUACAGCAGAUAGGAAACUUGCUCUGUAUUCCACCAAUCUGGUUUGAUCCCCAGCAUCCCAUAUGCAUGGUCCCCUGAGCAUUACCGGGUGUGGCCACUAAACAGAAACCCUAAUUUAAAACAAAAUUUUAAAAUCACAAUCUCAUAGGCUGAGGAGGUGGCAUAAGGGACUGAAUGAAGGUGGCCUAAGGGCUCUACAUGCAGAAGCCCCAACUUUGCGCCCUGCUGAGUACUGCAGGAAUGGCUCCUGAGCUCUGAGCCUGGAGUAACCCAAAACCCUCCAUGCAAACUAUAACUCAUGUAUUUUUUUAUUAAUUAAAAAAACCAGAACUAUUGAGAAUUCUAUUCAUGGUGCUAUGUAUUUCAAGGAGUAUAAUAUGUGUAAAUCAUAAAUGUAUUCUUUAGUUAUAAUUUAUACACUAAAUAGCUUUAUCCAGCUUAAGGGCAAUAAUAGCAAUCAGUUACUGCCUAGAAUUUAAGAGAAAAAUUCAGGGACAAGCUGAAAAGCACUGGAACUGUCCGUACCAGAUUGCUAACUUCAAGGGCUGAAGAGUUAGUAUGGAGGGCAGGGCACUUGCCUUGCACAUGGACAAUCCAGGUUUGAUUCCCAGCAUCCCAUAUGGUCCCCCGACCACCCUUGAGCAAAGCUGGGUGUGGCCCCAAACUAAGAAACAAAAAAGUUGCUUAGAAAAUGUGUAAGUGUCUCGAAUCAACUCUUGAAUUAAAAAGGGGAUAUGUGUUUUAAUAUCUUGAUAUACUUGCAAGAAUUGAGCUAUUGUGAUUUGGCAAGGAGGGUGGGAUAGAAAAAUAUUCCAUUUAACAGUUGUAUAUGAAAAUCACUUGUAUGACAAUAUAAAA